AUGCCGCUGUCUCGAUCUUUGUCCAUGACGUCGUUGAGUGGCGUCCUGCCGGCGUGGGAUGAGGAUGACUUGCCUGUGGAGGACCUGCUACUCUUUGAGGUGGCCUGGGAAGUCACCAACAAAGUCGGAGGAAUCUACACGGUGAUCCAAACCAAGGCUAAGAUCACUGUGGAUGAAUGGGGGGAGAACUACUUCAUGCUGGGGCCGUACUUUGAACACAACUUUAAGACGCAGGUGGAAGCUUGCGAGCCACCCUUUCCUCCCAUCAGGAAAGCAAUGGAUGACCUGAUCCAAAAUGGCUGCCAGGUUUAUUUCGGCCGCUGGUUAAUCGAGGGCAGUCCUUAUGUGAUUCUUUUUGAUAUCGGUUCUGCCGCUUGGAACUUGGACCGCUGGAAGGGAGACUUUUGGCAGAGCUGCAACAUUGGCCUGCCUUAUCAAGACAGGGAAGCUAAUGACGCUCUCAUCUUAGGCUCCCUCAUCGCCUGGUUCUUCAAAAAGUUAACGGAGCAGCUUGGAGAUAAACCCGACGUGGUGGCUCAUUUCCAUGAGUGGCAGGCCGGACCGGGGCUGAUUUUGUGUUGCAAUCGUAAUAUCCCCAUGGCGACGGUGUUCACCACGCAUGCCACUCUACUGGGACGAUACCUCUGCGCGGGGAACGUUGAUUUCUACAAUAACUUAGAUAAGUUCAACCUUGACAAGGAGGCAGGCGAGCGUCAGAUCUACCAUCGUUACUGCUUGGAACGAGCCGCCGUCCAUUGUUCUCACGUCUUCACAACAGUCUCACAGAUCACCGCCGUGGAGGCCAAUCACAUUCUACACCGAAAACCGGAUGUGGUGACUCCGAACGGUCUGAAUGUCAAAAAGUUCUCUGCCAUGCACGAGUUUCAGAACCUGCACUCCAUCAGCAAGGCUCGCAUCCAAGAAUUUGUCAGGGGACACUUUUAUGGACAUUUGGACUUCAACCUGGAUAAAACGCUAUUCUUCUUCAUUGCCGGGCGCUACGAGUUCUCCAACAAAGGAGCAGACCUUUUUCUUGAAUCGCUAUCCAGGCUCAACUACCUCCUUAAGCUCCACAGGAAUGAUGUGACAGUGGUCGUUUUCUUUAUAAUGCCAGCUAAAACCAACAAUUUCAACGUAGAGUCCUUGAAGGGGCAAGCGAUACGCAAACAACUCUGGGAUACGGCGCACGCUGUGAAAGAGAAGUUUGGGAAACGGCUGUAUGAUGCGCUAUUAAUGGGCAAGAUCCCUGAUAUGGACUCCAUCCUGGACCGAGAUGACUUCACUAUAAUGAAGAGAGCCAUCUACGCCACUCAGAGGCACAGCCUCCCUCCGGUGACAACCCACAACAUGCUGGAUGACUCGACAGAUCCCAUCUUAGCAAACAUCAGACGGAUCGGUCUCUUCAAUUCCAGGAAUGACCGUGUUAAGGUAAUCUUCCAUCCUGAAUUCCUAUCAUCCACAAGUCCUCUGCUACCAAUGGACUACGAAGAGUUUGUUCGAGGUUGUAACCUUGGAGUAUUCCCCUCCUACUAUGAACCUUGGGGGUACACACCCGGUGAAUGCACUGUUAUGGGCAUUCCCAGUGUGACCACUAAUCUUUCUGGUUUUGGGUGCUUCAUGGAGGAACAUGUAUCAGACCCCGCUGCCUAUGGUAUUUACAUCGUGGACCGGCGGUUCCGUUCUGCGGAUGAGUCAUGUAACCAGCUGACUCAGUUCAUGUUCAAUUUUUGCCAACAGUCACGGCGUCAGCGCAUCAUCCAGCGAAAUAGAGCGGAGAGGUUGUCCGAUUUGUUGGACUGGAGAUACCUGGGACGGUUCUACAUUCAUGCACGCCUCCUUGCGCUCAGUCGAGCUUUCCCUGACAAGUUUAAAGUGGACCCCAUGGCACCUCUGAAGACGGAGGGUUUUCGCUAUCCCCGACCUUACUCGGUGCCUCCCUCUCCUUCAGUUUCUGUCCACUCCACACCACACCACAGUGAUGUGGAAGAUGAAGACGACGACGAACCGUAUGAUGAAGACGAAGAGGCCGAAAAGGACCGUCUGAAUAUAAAAGCUCCCUUCGUCCUAGGCGCUACGCCAAGAGGCACGAAGAAACAGUCAGGAUAA
Nerophis lumbriciformis (worm pipefish) is the source of this 2106-nucleotide messenger RNA. The record is from RefSeq and is a predicted model, not a curated record. NCBI's taxonomy places the organism in Eukaryota, Metazoa, Chordata, Actinopteri, Syngnathiformes, Syngnathidae.